Verticillium alfalfae VaMs.102 is the source of this 1752-nucleotide messenger RNA. RefSeq lists its product with no specific name. The coding region runs from base 1 to 1752 and encodes 583 amino acids. NCBI's taxonomy places the organism in Eukaryota, Fungi, Ascomycota, Sordariomycetes, Glomerellales, Plectosphaerellaceae. The record is from RefSeq and is a predicted model, not a curated record. The transcript is spliced from 3 exons.
AUGGUGUCCUUCUUCGGGCUAAAGCUCGGAGGGGACAAGAAGAAGAAAAAUGACAAGUCAGCUAACCUUGAAGGGCCUCAGCCGAAGGAUGGCGACAGCGACUUUUUCGGCACCACUCUUAACAAGCAGGACCUCCUACACCUGGACGCGAGCACGCCCAUUCCACGCCCGGGUACAGCCUCUUCCAACCGGUCGUUACCCCGUCCGAAGCUCCCCUACAUGCACGGCAGCGGAAGCAUGGUUGACCUGGCUGCUGGGGCCGGCGCUAGCUUCCAUGCGACCCAGCAAUCGAGCAUCGGCUCCGGCGUUCGUCACUACGGUUCAGAAACGAAUCUGCGCACACGCUGGAACAAUGCGAGUUCCACGAGCCUAGUACCACCGCCAAUGACGCCGGCAGCAGCCAACGGCCGGCCAGGGACUGCCGGCUCAAACCGCGGCACCGGUUGGGUCAACCCCCUUGAUGUCCAUUUCUGCCGCGACGGCUCGUCAGGUUCGACGCCUUCGAGGACCCAACAGCAACAACGGCCGUCUACUUCGUCUGGUGCCAAAGCAUCGACGCCGAUUGUUGCCUCGACCGCACCGCAAAUCCCCAGGAGCCCUCUUGGACAGUUCGAAUUCAACCUGUCUCCACUCGACGUAUCGAGCCCAGCAACACUGCAGCCCGUUAAACCACUGAGACGAGCAGAAACGAGCCCGAUGCAGUUGCAACCGGCAUCGGCUGUAGAUGAGAACAGAACUCUCAAAUUAACAAAAUCACACUCACCGCCGAGGUCAUAUCCGUCGCCGCCACCGUCUCUGAAUAGCACGGAGAAACCCUGGCACGCCCGUGACAACCCCAGCACUAGAAGAGGGAACGUUAUUCCGCCACCGGGGUUCAGCACAGCCGGAAAAAUACCCCGCCGCCCGCAGAAUAUCGACUCACUCCCUUCCCCAGCAUCUUCGCAUGAAGAUCAAGAAAUGGGCUCUUGGGAUCGACCUGACCGCCGCCGAGGAGCGCCAGGCGAACCGCCACCACCGGUCGAUGUACGAGGCACACAACAACCUCAUGGGCCUCCGAGAGGACCACCGCCACAAAUGCGAGGCCCCCCACGACCCUGGCCACCACCUGCGCAACGGAUGCCUAAUGCCCGACCGCGACCACACGAGCCUGCCCCGCGCAUCGCGCCACCUCCCGUCGCCAGAACCGGGCUGCCGCUGCGGUCUCCCGUUGAGCCAGAUCACCCCUCCAAAGGACCACAGGAUUUCAACUUGCCCCCACGCCGCCCUCAGCCGUCGCCAGUCAUCGACGCGGAUCGCAGUUACGGUCUUUCGCCAGCGAAUCGCCGAGCAGCGCCCCCGCGGCUUAACGUUCCCGCACCCCCGCUGCGUGAUGAAGGCUCACCUCUCAGUCCCUCAUACCAGUUUCCAAAGUUCGACGAAGGCGACACAUUUUCUUCGCCAAGACAAGCACCGUCGCCGCUCGGUGCGAGCCCACGCCUGCAGCAGGAGAGUCCCAAGGAACCCCCACCAGGUGCUUCGAGCUGGCCGCUUGCCGACGGCGGCGGUGCGGAUGUCAGCAAGCCCCACGCGCCACUGGUGAGCCCAAGCUUCCGGGAACGCUCACCUCCACCACAGUGGGCGGAGGAUCGUCGCAAGGUCGAGAGGGCGAAGACACCACCUCUCGAGGGAGGUGUCGGGAUGGGGACCAGACCAGACUUUGGUCUGAGAGCGCCAACAGGGAUUGCGGAUGAGUUCCAGGUGGGGUUCAUCUAG